GGAUUCAUGGCAUUACAUACCUUUAUGAAUGCUGUCAUUGGAGUUUUUCGUUUGUACUUGUUCAUCACGUCGACGAUUCGCCGUCGUCGUCCGGAGUUAUCUCCGAAUCCAGACUUUUACCAGACGCACGUAAACAACAUCAAUAGGCUUGUAAGGGGUAAUGACGUGGACUGCCACGACCAAUUGAGGGUGAAUAGACACACUUUUUUGAGAUUAUGUUGUUUAGUUAGAGGUGUUGGGUUAAGGGACUCACGUAACGUAUGUCUUGAGGAGAGGGUAGCAAUAUUCUUGUGGGUCCUCGGUCACCAUACGAAGCAGAGGCGUACAAAAUUUGAUUUUUACAGGUCUGGUGAGACAAUAAGUAGGCAUUUUAAUACUGUACUCCAAGCUGUCUUGCGCCUUCACCGAAUGCUCCUAGAGACGCCCGAGCCUGUACCUGCUAACUAUCAAGACAGUAGGUGGAAUUGGUUUCAGAAUUGUCUUGGGGCACUGGAUGGGACGUACGUGCCAGUAAAUCCCCCGGCCGCAGACAGGGCACGAUAUAGGUCGAGGAAGGGUGAGAUUGCUACAAAUGUCUUAGGUGUUUGUACCCGGGACCUUAAAUUUGCCUAUGUAUUGGCUGGUUGGGAAGGAUCGGCCACUGACUCUAGAAUUCUUGGAAAUGCCAUGGAAAGACCCCACGGUCUUAGAGUGCCCCGUGGACAUUAUUACCUUGUUGAUGCCGGUUACACCAAUGGGGACGGUUUCUUAGCACCAUACCGUGGCCAACAGUAUCACAUCAACAUUUGGAGGCAAUGUCAUUUGCCAACAACCAAAGAGGAGUACUUCAACAUGAAACACUCCGCCGCUAGAAAUGUCAUUGAGAGAUGCUUUGGGGUUCUCAAGAUGCGGUUUGCAAUCUUGAGAUCGCCCUCCUAUUACCCGAUAAAGACUCAAUGUCGUAUCAUGUCAGCAUGUUGUCUUCUACAUAAUCUAAUUAAGAGAUAG
This is a messenger RNA of Rhododendron vialii, 987 nucleotides long. RefSeq lists its product as uncharacterized. The record is from RefSeq and is a predicted model, not a curated record. The transcript has 3 exons. The coding region runs from base 7 to 987 and encodes 326 amino acids. NCBI's taxonomy places the organism in Eukaryota, Viridiplantae, Streptophyta, Magnoliopsida, Ericales, Ericaceae.